GUGAAUUUGGAAAACAACCUAGCAUCGUAAGUGUUCGUAAUGGCAUGGUUAUGGUAAGACGUGGAGAUGGUGCUAUUGUGGCUAAUUCUUUUUAUACUUUAUUUAUAAAUUUGUAUGACCACAUCUCAAACAAGAGAUUGAAGGAAGCGCUUUCAAUUUGUCGUUUAGCCGAGAAUAAGAUAUUAUGGACUUGCAUGGCUAUCAUGGCAAUUGAUAGUAAAGAACUACAUGCUGCGGAAGAAAGUUACGCAGCUAUAGGUAGAUGUGAUACAGUCGAUUAUAUUAAAUAUAUUAAGAGUUUGCCUAGUGCUACAGAAAGAAAUGCAGAAAUGGCACUAAUGGCUGGAGAUUUACUGGCAGCAGAAGGUAUAUUGUUACAAAGUGGUUUGAUUAAAGAAGCUAUACGUAUCAACAUCAAGGUUUAUAAUUGGAAUAGAGCUUUGGAAUUAGCAAUAAAACAUAAAAGGCAACUUGAAGAGAUUCUAAAUGCAAGAGCAAAAUAUCUGCACACUAUUAACAAAACCGAAACAAAUCAAAGCUUUCUCACACUUAAAGUCAAUAUUUCGACACCACAAUUGGUGAAUAAAGAAAGCAAUGAAAAAAAAAUUGAUAUUCAAAAUGAUGUUGAACAAAUCGAUAUUGAAUAAAAUAUACCAUCCAAAUCAUGAAUUGCAACAAUAUAAUCUUACAAAUUCUAAUAAAAUAAUUAACAUACAAUAG
This is a messenger RNA of Nylanderia fulva, 720 nucleotides long. The record is from RefSeq and is a predicted model, not a curated record. Lineage: Eukaryota; Metazoa; Arthropoda; Insecta; Hymenoptera; Formicidae.